This is a messenger RNA of Coregonus sp. 'balchen', 19749 nucleotides long. The record is from the annotation of a GenBank genome assembly. NCBI's taxonomy places the organism in Eukaryota, Metazoa, Chordata, Actinopteri, Salmoniformes, Salmonidae.
UUGCUGAGUUCCCCCAACGCUGCCCUCCAGAACUCCCUGGCCUCUGUGGUCUCUGGCCCCCCCAGCACCCCCUCCCUCAACACCCCCACCCCCAUUGAUCCCUCCUCCAUGCAGAGGGCCUACGCCGCCCUGGGCCUGCCCUACAGUAACCAGACCCCCACCCCCGGACAGACCCCCCCAGGGGGACAGAACGCUACCCAAGGGCAGCAUCCACAGCAGAUGAGACCCAUCAAUGCACUAGGUAAAGAUUGGUUUUGUUGUGUGUUAGCCAUGUAUAGCAGGGCUGUGUUCAUUAGGACACUUAACAGAAGACAUUUGGAAAUGUUUUGAAAUGGGAAUUAGUGUUUUAUUGGACCAGUUCAGGUGGUCCCGCCCUGUUUCAAUCAAUUUUCUGUUUGCUGCCUAAUGAGCACGACCCAAGGUGUGUCAGUUUGGGAUAAGUGUUUGAUUAAGGGACCAUGGUUUAGUCAGUCUCCAUUGGACCUUGCUCAACAGGUUUUAUUGUUUAGUUAACCGUCUAGUAACAGUUUCUACUUAAUUUAACUGCGUAAACAUUAAAGCGUGUGUGUGCUUCUGUCUUGUGUGUGGCGCGACGUGUGUGUAAUACAAUCUUAACUUGCAUCUAGACACACAUACAGAUUCUAACGUGCCGUGUCGCUGUUUCUCCAGGUAACCAGAUGGCGAUGGGGGGCGGGGCGAUGGGCGUGGCCUCAUCAGAUCAGACCAACCUGCACUCGGACUCUCCCAACAAGUGAGUCUCAGCAAACAUAUGUAAUGCCUUGGAGCUGUGCCAAGGAAUCAAUUGAUUGAAUUGAAGUGGUUAUUCAACAAACUAUUGCUUUAGCUGAGAGUAAAUAGAUCAAGUGACUGAAACUGCAAGUAAAACACAAAAGAAGGCAUAUAGCACGAUCAUGGAUAAUAAGUUAAUUGGCCCCACUUAGCUGUAUUGAAGAACCUCUCACAUAGGUUUCCAUAUGAAUUGACUUGUUGACACAGCACCAGACUUAACUGAAUUGUAACUUCUCAUGAGUUUAUGUUCAGGCCUAUGUAAAAUGUUUUCCCUUGUCCUAAUCUCACCCUCUCCUCUCCUCCCCCUCUCAGUCAGCUGCUGUCCGACGGGUCAGGUGUUGGCUCCAUGGGGGGUAGCCUGCCCACCGCCGCCCCCCUCUCAGCCACGGGAGUCAGGAAGACCUGGCAUGAACACGUCACUCAGGACCUCCGCAACCACCUCGUCCACAAACUGUACGUCCAGAUGGCUGCAGUGGGAAAACGACCAUAGAAAACCGUUAAAAUACUCUUAUCUCAAUGGAAUAUUAAACACAAGUCUCACAGAGCCGUGGUUCAGUUCCAAAGCAGUGGUUUUGUAUUGUGACUCACCGGAAGCCUUUAGAUUUUUUUAUCGUCACCCACCACACAAACAGAACUUCCUAGCCAUAACAACUCGCAUCCACUUUUAUCAGAAGCUCAGUAAUGAGAAAGUCAUGUUCUUAUUAAGGCUACAUAAGCAGUGAAUCACUUGAAAAUAGUCUAGAGACUCUGAGUCUUUCCCAUAUUCAUUAGUUUGUUUAUUCAUUGCCUCUUCUCUCUCCCUCCCCCUCUCCUUCUCUCUGUCCAGAGUACAAGCCAUUUUCCCCACCCCAGAUCCGGCCGCUCUAAAGGACAGGCGGAUGGAGAACCUGGUGGCAUACGCUAGGAAGGUGGAGGGGGACAUGUACGAGUCUGCCAACAGCAGGGUACGAGAGCUAGGAAGGUGGAAGGGGACAUGUACAGUGCAUUCGGAAAGUAUUCAGACCCCUUGACUUUUUCCACAUUUUGCUACGUUACAGCCUUAUUCUAAAAUUGAUUAAAUUGUUGUUUUUUUCCUCAACAAUCUACACACAAUACCCCAUAAUGACAAGGCAAAAAAAGGUUUUUAGAAAAUAGCACAUUUACAUAAGUAUUCAGACCCUUUACUCAGUACUUUGUUGAAGCACCUUUGGCAGCGAUUACAGCCUUGAGUCUUCUUGGGAAUUACGCUACAAGCUUGGCGCACCUGUAUUUGGGGAGUUUCUCCCAUUCUUAUCUGCAGAUCCCAUCGAGCUCUGUCAGGUUGGAUGGGGAGCGUCGCUGCACAGCCAUUUUCAGGUCUCUCCAGAGAUGUUCGAUCGGGUUCAAGUCUGGGCUCUGGCUGGGCCACUCAAGGACAUUCAGAGACUUGUCCUGAAGCCACUCCUGCGUUGUGUUGGCUGUGUGCUUAGGGUCGUUGUCCUGUUGGAAGGUGAACCUUCGCCCCAGUCUGAGGUCCUGAGCGCUUUGGAGCAGGUUUUCAUCAAGGAUAUCUCUCUGUACUUUGCCCCGUUCAUCUUUUCCUCGACCCUGACUGGUCUCCCAGUCCCUGCCGCUUAAAAACAUCCCCACAGCAUGAUGCUGCCACCACCAUGCUUCACUGUAAGAAUGGUGCCAGGUUUCCUCCAGAUGUGACACUUGGCAUUCAGGCCAAAGAGUUAAAUCUUGGUUUCAUCAGACCAGAGACUCUUGUUUUUCAUGGUCAGAGUCCUUUAGGUGCCUUUUUUAGUCCCGUGUAGCUCAGUUGGUAGAGCAUGGCGUUUGCAACAUUUUACAUUUUACAUUUUAGUCAUUUAGCAGACGCUCUUAUCCAGAGCGACUUACAGGAGCAAUUAGGGUUAAGUGCCUUGCUCAAGGGCACAUUAACGUCAUUUAGCAGACGCUCUUAGCCAGAGCGACUCACAAAUUGGUGCGUUCACCCUAUAGCCAGUGGGAUAACCACUUUACAAUUUGGGGGGGGGGGGGUUAGAAGGAAUACUUUAUCCUAUCCCAGGUAUUCCUUAAAGAGGUGGGGUUUCAAAUGUCUCCGGAAGGUGGUGAGUGACUCCGCUGUCCUGGCGUCGUGAGGGAGCUUGUUCCACCAUUGGGGUGCCAGAGCAGCGAACAGUUUUGACUGGGCUGAGCGGGAGCUAUGCUUCCGCAGAGGAAGGGGAGCCAGCAGGCCAGAGGUGGAUGAACGCAAUGCCCUCGUUUGGGUGUAGGGACUGAUCAGAGCCUGAAGGUACAGAGGUGCCGUUCCCCUCACUGCUCCAUAGGCAAGCACCAUGGUCUUGUAGCGGAUGCGAGCUUCAACUGGAAGCCAGUGGAGUGUGCGGAGGAGGGGGGUGACGUGAGAGAACUUGGGAAGGUUGAACACCAGACGGGCUGCGGCAUUCUGGAUGAGUUGUAGGGGUUUAAUGGCACAGGCAGGGAGGCCAGCCAACAGCGAGUUGCAGUAGUCCAGACGGGAGAUGACAAGUGCCUGGAUUAGGACCUGUGCCGCUUCCUGUGUAAGGCAGGGUCGUACUCUCCGAAUGUUGUAGAGCAUGAACCUGCAGGAGCGGGUCACCGCCUUGAUGUUGGCGGAGAACGACAGGGUGUUGUCCAGGGUCACGCCUAGGCUCUUCGCACUCUGGGAGGAGGACACAGCGGAGUUGUCAACCGCAACGCCAAGGUUGUGGGUUCGAUUCCCACGGGGGGCCAGUAUGAAAAUGUAUGCACUCACUAACUGUAAGUCGCUCUGGAUAAGAGCGUCUGCUAAAUGACUAAAAUGUAAAAUGUUUUGGGAAACUCCAAGCAGGCUGUCAUGUGCGUUUUACUGAGGAGUGGCUUCAGUCUGUCCACUCUACUAUAAAGGCCUGAUUGGUGGAGUGCUGCACAGAUGGUUGUCCUUCUGGAAGGUUCUCCCAUCUCCACAGAGGAACUCUGGAGCUCUGUCAGAGUGACCAUCGGGUUCUUGGUCACCUCCCUGACCAAGGGCCUUCUCCCCUGAUUGCUCAGUUUGGCCGGGCAGCCAGCUCUAGGAAGAGUCUUAGUGGUUCCAAACUUCUUCCAUUUAAGAAUGAUGGACGCCACUGUGUUCUUGCGGACCUUCAAUGCUGCAGAAAUUGUUUCGUACCCUUCCCCAGAUCUAUGCCUCGACACAAUCCUGUCUCUGAGCUCUACGGACAAUUCCUUGGACUUCAUGGCUUGGUUUUUUCUCUGACAUGCACUGUCAACUGUGCGACCUGAUAUAGACAGGUGUGUGCCUUUCCAAAUCAUGUCCAAUCAAUUGAAUUUACCACAAGUGGACUCCAGUCAAGUUGUCGAAACAUCUCAAGGAUGAUCAAUGGAAACAGGAUGCACCUGAGCUCAACUUCGAGUCUCAUAGCAAAGGGUCUGAAUACUUAUGUAAAGGUCUCUGGAGAGACCUGAAAAUGGCUGUGCAGCGACACUCCCCAUCCAACCUGACAGAGCUUGAGGGGAUCUGCAGAGAAGAAUGGGAGAAACUCCCCAAAUACAGGUGUGCCAAGCUUUGUAGCGUCAUACCCAAGAAGACUUGAGGCUGUAAUCGCUGCCAAAGGUGCUUCAACAAAGUACUGAGUAAAGGGUCCGAAUACUGUAAAUGUGAUAUUUCCGUUAAAACAUUUUUUUUUUUAAAUAGCAAAAAUGUAUAACCCGUUUUCGCUUUGUCAUUAUGGGUGUAGAUUGAUGAGAGAAAAAAAAGAUACAAUCCUUUUUAGAAUAAGGCUGUAACGGAACAAAAUGUGGAAAAAGUCAAGGGGUCUGAAUACUUUCCGAAUGCACUGUACGAGUCUGCCAACAGCAGAGUACACAGCUCACAUUCCCCACAAACAAGCCCCUUGAAUAGUCCUCAGUGUCCUGCUUUUCUCUCUAUCAGUUUGUGCUCUUACCAACACUUGAGCACUGAAGUUGAUGAGCCAUAGUGACGGUAAACUAGUUGUUAUGCAUUCUACUAGUUUUUAGACUGCUAGAUUGUUUUCAACUACAUUACCCAACCGUUUUAUUCACUCAUUUGUCUCCCCUCCAGGACGAGUACUACCACUUCCUGGCAGAGAAGAUCUAUAAGAUCCAGAAGGAGCUGGAGGAGAAGAGGAAGUCUCGGCUCCAGAAACAGAUCAUCAACCAGGGGCCUCUGGCGGCUGCAGGAGCCCAACAGCAGCCUGGAGGUCUCCCCCAGCCCAACACCCUGGCUGGGCAGCCUGUUAGGCCACAGAGUGAGUACCAAGCCAUAACCCUAAACCCUAACACUCUGGAGGUGGUAGUAGUAGUGGUGGUGGUAAGUCCAAAACCAGGGCUUUUAUUUCUUAAACCUUUUGGGGUUGUUUUUUUGUCAUCUUUCUUGCUCUUUGUUUGAAUGUAUUUCCCUUUGUUUGCUGCUCUCCUCCAACCCCUGACCUUAUCCUGCUGUCUUUCUGUGCUUCCUCAUCCUCCUCUUCCUCAGACGGGCCAGUGUCUAUUCCCAAUGUGCCAAAUCAGAUCAUGAAUCGCAUGCAAAUUCCUCAAGGUACCAACCCCACCCUAGGUUUUCUUAUUUAAGGCAAUUUGUGUGUGUGUGGUGUGAAUCUGCAUAUUCGUGUCGAUCAAUUUGACGUAUGUGCUUGGCAUCUCUCUAUGAGUGUGUUGUGCGUCAUGUCCUGUGUGUGUGUGUGUGUCUUGUCUGACAUUGUGCUCCACCUCUCCUCUGCAGGGCUCAGUCAGUUCAGCCCCAUGGCCCUGCCCAACAUCCAGAUGUCCCAGCAGCCUCUAGGGCCCCGUGCCGCCUCCCCCAUGAACCACCCCACACAGAUCAACAUGGGCUCCGUCCCCUCCGUGAGUACCACCCCCCAACACACACACACACACACACACACACUAGGCUGUACAAGGGAGGGUGGGAUGGAGAGAGAGGUGGGGGAUAGAGAGAGAGAGAGAGAGAGAGAGGGGGAUGGAGAGCGAGCUCGUACUCCCCAGCGUUCCCUUAUAACGCUCAGUGGCGUCACGGCGACAGUUCUUUAGUAAAACCGAAGCGUGGGAUGAGGGAGUUACAGGGGUCACGUUUCAGCACACAAGGCACCAUUUUAUUUUUGUUUUCCCAGCGCUUUGAGUCAGUCAGAGCGCCGCUUGUGCACUGAUGACGCCGCCUUGUCGAGAGCUCUCGUGAUAAUUGAUGAUCUCUCCCGUUUUAUAGACAACCCCUCUGUUGGUGCUGUCUGGGAAGAGAAGUCACAGUGACUAAUUGAAAUGGCAAACUGUUGCGAUGCGGACUGAUUUUAUUCUGAUUUGAAGUUGGUAGUCUCAUAGGGUUUAAGGGAUAUAUAUGAAAUGAUGCUGUCUUUUAGGGGCCCCAAACUAUAGCAUUAAGGCUGACAUACUCCUCUCCUUAUGCUUCAUUGUAUUUGUGUAAAUCUAGGAUUUGAUUGAUUGGUUCUCCUAUUACCCCGGUAACACUCCCUCUCUCCUCCUCAGAUGGGUCUGUCUCCCUCGCGGAUGCCCCAGGCCCAGGGAAUGCUGGGAGCCCGCGGCGGCGGCAGCAUGGUGGGCCAGACAGCCAAUCAGAACAGUCAGUUCCAUCCCCCUCAGACCCCAUUCCCCCCCUCUGCCUCCGGCGCCAUGAACGCUAACAACCUGGGUCUAGGCCAGCCCCCAGCACAGGCUGCUGUCACACAGGUGAGAGAUGGAGAGAUGGAGAGAUGAAGGGAGGGAGGGAGGGUUAGAAAGAUGGGAGGGAAGGCCUGGGCUACUGUCACAAGGGUGAGAGAUGGAUGGAUGGAUGGAGGGAGAGAGAGAGGGAUGGUUUCAAUGCCCCACUAAAUCAGUAACCAUCACAACUCACACACUGACUAUCAUGAGGUUCCCUUAACUCAAGUCUCUGUGUGUGUUUGGUUGACGUGUGUCUAAUCGUCUGUCUGUUGUAUGUCUGUGUGUCUUCCUGUGUCUUCUGGUGUGUGUGUGUGUGUGUGUGCGCACCUCCUCUCUCCCUACAGCAGUCGCCGCAGCAGCAGAGCGCUAACCUCCCCAUGAGUGCACUUGGUCCCCUGGGCCCCCAGCUCCCCUCCCAGCCCCCCCUGCGCUCCACUCCUCCACCCUCCUCCUCUUCCUCCGCAGGGGGGUCCACAACUAACCUGCAGCCCCCCAAGCCCUCCAGCCGCAGCUCAACCCCCACCCUCUCCACCCCUGGUCCUUCCAACACCCCUCCCCGCCCAACCCCGACCCAGCCUCCUCAACCCCAGCCACAUACCCCCCUCCAGCCACAGACUCAGUCCCAACCCCAACCGGAGCUUCCUACAGUGCAGACCCAGCAGACCCCGACCACGCCGGUGAGAGACCUGAGACCGCAUGGCAUGCCCUUCGACCUUGUACCUCCAACCUACGGCAUCCCUUCCUAACCUCUCCGUUGACCAUGCCAUCUUGUGUUCUAGCUGCAUGACGACCAUGGAAUGUCUCAUCUGUCAAGCAAACUCACUGUAUUCUCUCACUCACUGUUUUGAGAAAUUGUGAAGAACUUGCUCUCCACUAAUUGCUUGUUUGACCCUCUUUUUGUAAUUCUUCCGUUUCCCCCUCUUUUUCUUUCUUUUGCUCUCUCCCUCUCGCUCCUCUUUUUCUCGCUUGCGGUCUUCCUCUCUCUCACUCUUGCUCUCUCUCCUCUCUCUCUUUUUCAGCUUUCUCAGACAGGUGCCAGUCUGGAUAACCGGGUGCCCACCCCGGCUUCUGCCGCCAGCGGCGACUUGCAUUCGCACUCCCAGCAUGCUUUGCCUGACCUGCCAGCCCAGGAGACCAAGGCCGAGCCGCGGCUUAGGGACCAGCGGGACUUUGAGUCGGCCAGCGGCAAGACCGAGCCCAAGAUGGAGGUGUGUUUGUUGUUUGUUAAUGUAUUCAUUAAUUCAGGCUUGGUUAGGCUGUGCUCCAGAAGUAAUAUAGUCAGUCCAUUUCAUUAGACAAUAAAUGUUGAAUCAUAGAAAUAGAAGCUAUGAAUCACAUGGGUUAUACUGUAAACAAGGCAUUUCUUCUAGCUUUAUUAAUCGCCCAUCUUUACUUCCUGUUUCCAGACUGAGGAGGACUCUGGUUCGCUGUCAGUGAAGGAGGAGCCAGAGGAGAAGCAGGAGCCAAUGGAGACUGAGGAGAAGAAGCCGGAGAUGAAGACUGAGCCCAAAGAGGAGGAGGAGGAGGGGGGAGGAGCCAAUGGCACAGUGUCCUCAUCCCCUUCUCAGUCACGGAGGAAAAGUGAGUACUACACACGUCUCUCUCUCUCUCUCUCUCUCUCUCUCUCUCUCUCUCUCUCUCUCUCUCUCUCUCUCUCUCUCUCUCUCGCCAUCUCUCUGUCUCUCUCUCUCUCUCUAGCCAUCUCUAUCUUUCCCUCAAGAAGGGACUAGGGACAGGACAAGGAAUUGGUCUAGGAUGAAACUUAGAGAAACCCCUACUAAAUCUCUCUUUCUCUACCCCCCACCCCUCUUCUCUCCGUCUCUGCUCCAGUCUUUAAGCCAGAGGAGCUGCGCCAGGCCCUCAUGCCCACCCUAGAGUCUCUUUACAGACAGGACCCAGAGUCUCUACCCUUCAGACAGCCUGUAGACCCCAUGGUACUGGGCAUCCCGGUGAGGACACACAGACACGCUACAGACAGGACCUAUAGCCUUUACCCUUUAGACAGCCUGUAGACCCCAUGUUGCAGGGCAUCCCUGUAAGUAGCCCACCCCUUAAACCACUCCAUAGAUAGCCACAGAGCUCAAACACACGUCUUCAGUUGUUUCACCUGAAACUUCCAGUCCAGCAAAUCUGAAUUAUACUCCUAAUGUUUUAGGAUGAAUCACGGGUUAUAUUCACUUUAUUUUCUAUGAAAAGAUGAAAGUCUUACCUUUUUGCCCAUGUCCGCAUACAUUUGUUAGAAGGUGUAGCAUUUGACUGACGCUCUCUGAUGAACAACUGACUUUCUUCUCUCCAGGACUACUUUGACAUCGUGAAGAACCCCAUCGACCUGUCCACCAUAAAGCGUAAGCUGGACACGGGUCAGUACCAGGAGCCCUGGCAGUACGUGGAAGACAUCUGGGUCAUGUUCAACAACGCCUGGAUCUACAACCGCAAGACGUCCCGCGUCUACAAGUACUGCUCCAAGCUGGCCGAGGUGUUUGAGCUGGAGAUAGACCCCGUUAUGAUGAGCCUUGGCUACUGCUGCGGCCGCAAGGUGAGAUGGAGGGAUGGGAGGGGAGAUGGAGGGGUGAUGAUGGAGGGAUGGGAGGCUAGAUGGAGGGGUGAUGAUGGAGGGAUGGGAGGCUAGAUGGAGGGGUGAUGAUGGAGGGAUGGGAGGCUAGAUGGAGGGGUGAUGAUGAGAUGGGAGGCUAGAUGGAGGGGUGAUGAUGGAGGGAUGGGAGGCUAGAUGGAGGGGUGAUGAUGGAGGGAUGGGAGGCUAGAUGGAGGGGUGGGAUGCUAGAUGGAAGGGGAUGGGAGGCUAGAUGGAGGGGUGAUGAUGGAGGGAUGGGAGGCUAGAUGGAGGGGUGAUGAUGGAGGGAUGGGAGGCUAGAUGGAGGGGUGAUGAUGGAGGGAUGGGAGGCUAGAUGGAGGGAUGAUGAUGGAGGGAUGGGAGGCUAGAUGAGGGUGGAGCUAGAUGAGGGUGAUGGAUGAUGGGAGGCUAGAUGGAGGGGGUUAUGUGAGGGAUGGGAGGAUGGAGGGGAGUGAUUGGAGGGAUGUGAUGAGGAGGCUAGAUGAGGGAGGUAGUGAUGAGGGAAUGGGAGGGAUGAGGAGCUAGAUGGAUGGGUUGAUGAUGGAGGGAGGAGGCUAGAUGGAGGGAUGAUGAUGGAGGGAUGGAGGCUAGAUGGAGGGUGAUGAUGGAGGGAUGGGAGGCUAGAUGGAGGGAUGAUGAUGGAGGGAUGGGAGGCUUGCUGGAGGGAUGAUGAUGGAGAGAGGGAGGGCAGGCAGAGAUUUUUUGCAUCACUGAAAUGAACUUUUCUUGCAAAUCUGUAUUCUAACGUUCUUGUUGUCCACUUCCUGUGCAGUAUGAGUUCUCUCCUCAAACUCUCUGCUGUUAUGGUAAGCAGCUGUGCACCAUACCCACCGGUGGCACCUACUACAGCUACCAGAACAGGUAAGAAGAGUUGCCUCUCCCUGCGCUAAAUGGUAGAGUGCUCACUCAGAAACUGCCCCCUUGCUCCUCCUGGUGUUCAGGUCAUGUAACUGCAGCUUUGGAAUGGCGUUGUGCAGCACAGCGGCCGUGGUGUGUGGAUAGAUAGCAUAACGCUGUAACACGAGGCAGCAUGGUCUGGGACCGUACUAAUAAAGAGUGCUGAUCUAGGAUCAGUUUUGCCUUUUAGAUCACACUGUAUGAUAACGGGGACCUGAUCCUAGAUCAGCACUCCUUUGCGGAGAUGCUUUAUGAAUAUACAGGCCCUGAUCUCUCCUGCAGCAUGGUCUACUAUUCCGACACUCCCAAGUCCUAAUGGAAAGAUUUGAAGUCAAACGAGAAAGUACUAUACAUCUCAGAUAGGAAUGGCUUUUCUGAUGUUCAUAUAUGCACUGACAACCUUUAGGUAGUCAUCCUAUUUCAGAUCUAUACAUUUAGCAGACUCUUUUAUCCAGAGCGACUUAGUUAAUGCAUUCAACUUAAGGUAGCUGGGUACGACAACCACAAUUCAGUCAUAUCAAGUUGAGGCGAGUGGACGUUUUAAAUGUCUGUUGGUGGUCUUUGGGCCUAGUGCCAUUUUCUGUGGUCCAUAUGCUAGAAUGUGUGUGUGUGUCGUCUUGUUCCAGGUAUCAUUUCUGUGAGAAGUGCUUCAAUGAGAUCCAGGGGCACAGUGUGACGUUAGGGGACGACCCGGCACAACCACAGACGUGAGUCAACCCCUCCUUACCUUAUUAUACUCCAGUUCACUUCAUUCACCUCAUUCAAACUCCAAUAGGAUCUUGUGUUUUUAUAUUCAGGUAUUUGCAGUAAAUGUAUGUUUCAUGUCAUGAUUUAGCCGUGUAAUCUAACUAGUCUUCUCUGCCUCUUCAGAAUGAUAUCUAAAGACCAGUUUGAGAGGAAGAAGAAUGACACGCUAGACCCUGAACCGUAAGCCUCUUUAACUAGUUGCUCUUCUAGGUGCCAUCUGUAUGUGUAUGGCUCAGACUCACUCUGUAUACCUUUCAUAUCAGCCUGCUGCUCCUGCAGGUAGCCCUACUAGACCUCCUGGUCUGCUCUGAAGCGCCAUCUGGUGUUUAGUUUUAUGUCAGUGUCCUAGGGAAGCAUUUCAACAUGUACACUUUUGGCCACGUGCUUGAUUUUCAAUAGGCAACAUAAGAGCCACUCAUAGAUCUCGAACUUUUGCUCACCUUUUAAUUGCCGUUCUAUCUACACAUUUGAGGUUUAUUGUAACGACAAGUAUAUUUGUUAUUAAUAUAUAAAUUAAUAAUGGCCUACAUAUGAGUCUUGUGUUCCAACCCCUCCUACAAAGGCGCACUUGCAUUGGUCUGCUUGCACGUGCGUAAGAACUGGAGGCAUAUUAAGUGAAUGUUGAUCUCUCUAUGGCUUCCUACUCUAGCAGUCAAGCCAAUCAGCACUCUUACAUAUCGUGAACAGUACAAUUUGGACAAGAAGAAAAACUGUUGACCUAAAUGGGAGACAUAACGGGUAUAGCUGUUAAUGGGUUUCUGUAGCAAACCAAGAUGUUUUGUUUUUGUCACCAGGUUUGUUGACUGUAAAGAUUGCGGUCGGAAGAUGCAUCAGAUAUGUGUUCUACACUAUGACGUCAUCUGGCCAUCCGGGUAAACAUUCUGACUCUGACAGUGACACAGAAUGGUGGGAAGAAGUUUUAUUCGAUACCAGUUACAUUAAUUACUUUUUUUUUUUUUUUUUCACAGAUUCAUCUGUGACAACUGUUUGAAGAAGAGUGGGAAAACACGGAAGGACAACAAGUUUUCUGCAAAAAGUAAGUCCUCUUUUCCAUUCCCUGGCUAUAAGCCACAUCUUAAAGCGGCAAUUCGCAGUUGAAACAAUAACUAAGCGUUUUCACUGCCCCUGUUUCGGUAAAAAGCUGAGUGAUGGGGCUGGAGAAAUGUACCCACUUUCAAAUUCAUAGACAAGCUAUGGAUGCAAGGACUGACCAUCCGUGAUAUCAAAAAUGUAGUUUUAUUAAAGGCUUUGGUUAUAUUUACUUUGUUUACAAACAUUGGAGUAAAACAGCUAAUUUUGGGUUCUGAUGUGGUACAACUGUUGAACUGAGCUCAUGAGGCAUUGAUAAGUUAUAUUCUUCAAUAAUAAAUGGGUACAUUCUGUAUCAAUCCUUCAAGCCCACAAAUUGAUGUAGCAACAGCUGAUUUCCCCUUUAAGGGUAUUGGAAUAUUUAGCCAAUUCCUUGUCAUGCAAUAUCUAGAAAAAGCCCAAACCUUUUGAAUAUCUGUGUAAUAAUAGCCUAGUUAUUCAAGCUUUACAGAAGCCUUUCUCUAAAUGACAAACCACUUCCAUAUGGUGAAUGUCAUGGACUUAUGACAUCAAGAGAUCACUGGCUUUCUCCAAUUACCUGCAGUAGCUCUUUGCAUUGUUUUGUCUCUGGCAUUUGUAGUACUAGAGAGCGUGUUUGACCUUUCCAUGCACAUGGCAUUAAGCUAAAUUAGACUCUGUCUGCACAUUUAUUCAUACAUAAAACAUUCCCUGCUGAAUGAAGGCUUGGUUUGUGACCUUUUUGGACCAAUCUCUCUGUGUGUGUUUGCGUGUGUGUGUGUGUGUGUGUGUGUGUGUGUGUGUGUAGGGUUGCAGACGACGCGGUUGGGCAUGUACAUCGAGGACCGGGUGAAUAAAUACCUGAAGAGGCAGAACCACCCUGAGGCAGGGGAGGUGUUCGUACGAGUGGUGGCCAGCUCCGACAAAACUACAGAGGUCAAACCUGGCAUGAAAUCCAGGUAGGGACUGAGGAGUGGACACUCACAUGUAGUGCACUACCUAACAUUUUAGUGUACUUACGGUACUCAAAUUUAGCGCACUACUUUAGUUGUGCAGGCACUUUUGCAGCAUGCAAGGAGGUCUUGUCUGUACCUCAACAUAGUCAAUACACUAAGUAUUUGUCCAAACUCCUGUUUUAUUGUUGCCAGUAAACAGUGUGGUCGCCACCCUUGUUUGACUUGGGCUUUGCAGAGAGCCCAGGAGAUAAGAAUAUACCACAUAAUCUCUUAAAUACGAUGUUGUUGAACCUGCAUGUUUGAGCAGACUCCCUGUUACUGCCUUCAAUGGUCAGGUCAUACUUAGCAGACGCUCUUAUCCAGAGAGACUUACAGGAGCAAUUAGGUCAAGUGCACAUCGACAGAUUUUUCAUCUAGUCAGCUCGGGGAUUCGAACCAGCGACCUUUCAGUUACUGGCCCAACGUUCUUAACCACUAGGCUACCUGCCGCCCACUCAGUUUGGCCUCUUUGACACAUAUGGUUAAUGUUAGAUGUAGACGUCUGUCUUUCUGUUUUUUUCUGGUCAGGUUUGUGGAUACAGGUGAGAUGUCGGAGACCUUCCCCUACAGAACCAAAGCACUUUUCGCCUUUGAGGAGAUCGACGGCGUGGAUGUGUGUUUCUUCGGGAUGCACGUGCAGGAGUACGGCUCGGACUGCUCCUUCCCCAACACCAGGUCAGCACCUGUACCUGUACCCCUACAUGGGGCUGGUCCUGAGUACCUGUACCCCUACAUGGGGCUGGUCUUGGGUGGUUAUAAUGGGGUACACUGAGUGUGAUGUGUUGGUAGACCCUUGGUUCAGUAGUAACAUAUUACAUAUGCAGUUUUUAGUGUAUACAUUUAUAAAUGUAUUGAAAUUAGUGACUAACUGAUGACAUUUGUUUAUUCCUGUGUCUCCCUCCCUCCACAGACGGGUCUACAUAUCAUACCUGGACAGUAUUCACUUCUUCAAACCUCGACUGCUGAGGACGGCAGUCUAUCAUGAGAUCCUGAUUGGCUACCUGGAGUAUGUCAAGAAACUUGGGUAGGUCUUAAUUAAUAGUACAAUGAUAUACAUUCAUAUUGCAGUUUUCUCAAGUAAAAGCACUUUACUUGAUGGCGGUAACUCUCCACUUGCAUUAACCAAAACAACCAACCCUUGUCUCUUCUCCCCCUCAGCUACUCUCAGGGUCACAUCUGGGCGUGCCCCCCCAGCGAGGGGGACGACUACAUCUUCCACUGCCACCCUGCCGACCAGAAGAUCCCCAAGCCCAAGAGGUUGCAGGAGUGGUACAGGAAGAUGCUGGAGAAGGCCUUUGCUGAGAGGAUCCUCCAUGACUUUAAGGUAGGCCUCUCAAUGGCUAAAGCCUUUCAGGCCUAUCUUGUAGACUUGGUCCAGUUGAGUCCCCAACCUUGGCCUUGGGAAACUUGUUUUCUCUGCAACAGGGCCAACCAAGUCUUCAAACUCUAAACUGUUUUGAGGUUUCUGAAUGUAUUCAUAGGGCUAGAACAGCAACAACCAGCCAAGCAGAAGACUCAUAUUAGUUGAACAUUUGUGUCCAUUGGACAUUAAAGUAAUCUUCUUCUGUGUUUUUCUCUAGGACAUCUUCAAGCAGGCGACAGAGGACUGUCUGACGGGGGCCAACGAGAUGCCCUACUUCGAGGGGGACUUCUGGCCCAACGUGCUGGAGGAGAGCAUCAAGGAGCUGGAACAGGAGGAGGAAGAGAGGAAGAAGGAGGAGAACGUAUCCUGCUCCGAUACACCGGAGGUGGUAGGAGGAGGAGGAGAGACGAGUCUGUCAUAGGAUAGACCGAUAACGGGGAACUAUCAAUAAUAGUACUAGAGACAAUAUCAUUAUCAAUAGCUAACCUACCUACAUGAAUACAUAUAACUCCUACCUCUCUAGUGUCUUGUCUUAAAAUGUAGUUUUUAUGUGAAAUGAUGUAUUAGUUGAAUGCAUAACAUACGUGUGAUUGUUUGUGCCCUCACUGUCCUGUGUGUAAACAUUUGUUGAUUUGCCAUAUUUUUCUAACUCUUCCCUCUUCUCUUCCCUCAGGGCACGCCAGGGGACACUAAGAACGCCAAGAAGAAGAACAGCAAGAAGACCAAUAAGAACAAGGGCAGCGUGAGCCGAACCAAUAAGAAGAAGCCUGGUAUGCCGAAUGUAGCCAAUGACCUGUCCCAGAAGCUCUACGCCAGCCUGGAGAAACACAAAGAGGUAUGAUGACGUCGCCACUUUCGCUUUGAGAUACACGUCGUCUUUCAAUGGCUUUAACUGUUUUAUGAAGUUGUUUCUUAGAAUGGUGCCAUGUGUAGAUUCUCUUCUAGAAUCUCUGAGCUGGGAUAUUACCGUAUUGGUCCGAAUAUAAGACGACCCUGAUUAUAAGACGACCCCCCGUUUUUCAACACAAACAUUUAGAAAAACAGAUUUGCAGACUAGAUUUGCCGAACAAAGAACUUCAUUUUAUUUUAAAAUAACAAUAUUAAAAACACAGUGAAUUAAACACAAAGGCAAACUAUGUACAGUAUGAUUCAAAAUUAAUAUCAAGCAAUAAUAAAGCAACAUUUUUAAAUAACAGAGAAAAUACAGGCCACACAUUUAACUAAACUUAACAAAAAUUCGCCAAACUUCUCCUCCGAUGUCUCUCUAUCCCUCACACACGUCCUCUGCCCCGCUGUGUUCGCUCUCGCUGUCAUCGCUCCCCAGCUGCUCCGCUUCCACCGGCUCCUCCCAAAGCACGUCGUCCUCGCUGCCGUCCAAUGCAUUUGAGAUGCAACAUUUUUUAAAGCCAUCGAUGAUGCUCUGUGAGGGAAUAGCAUCCCAUGCAUGCAGGAUCCAUUCACACAGUAGACUUCUCUCCGAAGUCUGACGGCAGGCGUUGGGCCAAACUCGUUCUCCGUCUAAGUGACAGUCCAUUACGCCGCAUCAUCCUACGACACCAGCCGAGGCUGGCUUUAAAUCCAGUGAUGUUGAGCUCUCUGGCGAUUUCCAGGGCCUUAACCUGGAUGACAGCUCUGGUAAUGGGCAUUCCCUCACUUCUUUUUUCCCUGACAUAUUCAAAAACCCUCCGGUCAACCUCAAUGAAACGACCACUUUGAGGACCACGGAAGGAUUUUCGCUGACUGUUAGCAUCUUUUAGACGUUGUUUUUCUGCUCGCCAUCUUCUUACAUUACACUCAGUGACCCCGAAUGUCUUGGCAGCUUGGCAGUUGUUAGAUGACUCUGCCUUAUUGACAACCAUUAUUUGAAAUUGGCAUCAUAGCUCCUCCGCUGUUGUUUAUUGACCUGGCCCACUUUUGAGCCACUUGUCUCUAAAUGGUCAGCCUGUCUUUCCAUCUUUAACACGGUAACGGGCUGGUUGUUAAGGACGCCUCUUCCCUCCGUCCGGAACGAUUUUGGCGCCAUCUGUGCCCGCGAAUGUGUAUUGACAUUAAAGGGAGCGCCGAAGAAGAGAAACUGCGCUCUGAAUACUAGACCCAGAAUAUAAGACGACCCGACUUUUUUGGACCUAUUUCGAGGGGAAAAAAGGCCGUCUUAUAUUCGGACCAAUACGGUAUUGGCCUGACCCAAACCCAAUGGCAAACAACCAAGAAUUGAGGGAUGCUCUCUUCAAGUGUAUGUCUAACUGCUCUCCUCUCUCCCUCCAGGUGUUCUUUGUGAUCCACCUGCACUCGGCCCAGAUGGCCAAUAUGCUGCCCCCCAUCAUGGACCCUGACCCCCUGCUGAACUGUGACCUGAUGGACGGCCGCGACGCCUUCCUCACCCUGGCCCGGGACAAGCACUGGGAGUUCAGCUCUCUCAGGAGGUAAUGAUAAUGAUAAUACAUUUGAUUUGUAUAGCGCUUUUCAUAAUAGAGGAAUCUCAAAGUUCUACAUCUUUAAUUCUACCUUAGAAUUGAACAAUUAUGACUGUCUUACCUACCUAAGUUGAAUGCACUGUGACUGUAAGUCGCUCUGGAUAAGCACAUCUGCUAAGUGUAACAAUAAAGUCAACAUACAGUAAGAAUCAAGCCAGCUAAAGCAACAAUGGUAGAUGCUAAAAGGCCUUCACAGAGAGAGUCUGUUAAAGUGUUUUAGUAUUUUUAGGCCAGUUUUAAAAUGUAUUGAUGGAUGGAGUGGUGGUAAGGUAGAGCGUUCCAUAGGCCAGUGGUUUCAAACCUCUCCUCUGGGACCCUCAGACAUUUCACAAUUUAGUUGUAGCCCUGAACUAACUCACCUGAUUCACCUAUUCAAGGCUGUUUAGUUGACAAGUUGAAUCAGGUGUGCUAGCUGUGGAAUAGAUUAGAUCCAUGGAACGGCUGGGGGUCCCUGAGGAGAGGUUUGAAAACCACUGCCAUAGAGGACCAUUGGUUGAUGAAUUUCGACCGUUUGUUUCCAUAAGGUGUAAGUGGAGCACCAUGUGUAUGCUGGUGGAGCUGCACAACCAGGGUCAGGACCGCUUCGUCUACACCUGCAAUGAGUGUAAACACCACGUGGAGACUCGCUGGCACUGUACCGUCUGUGAGGUAAGACACACACACACACACACAUGCAUACAUCCUCACCAUCUUUGGAGAUUUAUACCAUGUUCCUGUGUCUUUGUCCCAAACAAUCAAAUGAGUUUUAUAAAGCCUGUAGUCAAAAAGUGUUUUACAGUAACCCUAAAGAACAAGCAGGCAAUAGCUGUGCUCUGUCACUUACAUCUGUCCAUGCAUGUAUUAACCUCCACCUCUCUCCUCUCAGGACUUUGACCUGUGUAUCAACUGCUACGCCGCCAAGGGCCACGAGCACCAGAUGGUCAAGUGGGGCCUGGGGCUGGACGACGACAGCAAUGGAGCGGGUGGCGCCGGCGAGGCCUCUAAGAGUCCCCAGGAGUCACGCCGUCUCAGCAUCCAGCGCUGCAUCCAGUCCCUGGUUCAUGCCUGCCAGUGUCGCAACGCCAACUGCAGCCUGCCGUCCUGCCAGAAGAUGAAGCGCGUGGUGCAGCACACCAAAGGUAAUGUAAUCGGUUGCUGGCAUCAGUAUCCUGCUGUUGUGCCCUUGAGAAAGGCACUUAACCCCAAAACUGCUCGAAGGGCGCUGCACUGCGACUGACCCUGUCCUCUUAACCUCUCUGUGGAUCCAUGUGUGUCUCUGGGGGUUGAGAUAAAGGAAAAAUACACUUUUUAAUGUCUCCUUGAAAAUUGACAAUAACAUAUCUUCUCUUAUCUAUUUUAGGUUGCAAGAGGAAGACCAACGGCGGCUGCCCUGUGUGCAAGCAGCUCAUCGCCCUGUGCUGCUACCACGCCAAGCACUGCCAGGAGAACAAGUGUCCCGUACCGUUCUGUCUGAACAUCAAGCACAAGCUACGGCAGCAGCAGCUCCAGCACCGCCUACAGCAGGCUCAGAUGAUGAGGAGAAGAAUGGCCACCAUGCAGGGAAGAGCAAUGCCCCAGAGCUUACCAUCCCCCCCUCUGGCCCCCACUACAACCCCCAACACCACCCCCUCCCACCCCCAGCAUAACCCACCCCAAACCCCCCAACAACCGCUUUCGAACCAGCCGCAGACCCCAGCGUUCUCUCCUCGCAACGGUCAUCCCCUAACGCCAGCUUCCAAGGGCAAGGGGGGACCUCAAGCGUCCCCUUUACACCAGCAGCAGUCACCUCUCCCCCCGCAACCUCCCCAACCCCAGCCACCCCCUCAACCUCAACAACCCCCUCAACAACAACCCCCUCUCGCUGCAGUCAAGAUGGCGCGGCACAUUGAGAUGGUGGCCCAAGCGCAGCAGCAGAACCAGCAGAACUACCGGGUCAACAUGAACGGCCUGCCGAUGCACCAGCAGAACCCCCAGCAGAACCCCCAGCAGCAGCAACGCAUGGCCGGACCCAUGCAGAUGGCUGGGGGUCAAAUGGUGGGACCCAGAGGGCCCCAGGGCAUGCAGCAGCCCAUGGCCCCAGGUCAGUGGCCCAGCGCUGGGGGAGCUCAGCCUGGACAACCAGGAGUUGGAGUCCCUCCCCAGGUGGGUCAACCCCAGCAGGGGAUACCGAUGCAACAGAGACCCAUGAUGUCUCCUCAGCAACAGGCCCAGGCUCAGAGGAUGCUAGUCCCCCAGCCGGGGGGUCCCAGACCCCAGACGCCGCCCCAGAGACCCGGGGCCAUCGCCCCCAACGCCCUCCAGGACCUCCUGAUGACCCUCAAGUCCCCCAGCUCACCCCAGCAGCAGCAGCAGGUCCUCAACAUCCUGAAGUCCAACCCCCAGCUCAUGGCGGCAUUCAUCAAACAGAGAACGGCAAAGUACCACGCCAGCAACCCCCAGCAACAACAGCAGCCGGGGAUGUUGGGAGCCCAGCCGGCGAUGCAGGCCAUGGCAGCCAUGCAGGCUGGGGCUGGGGGGGUCCAGAGGCCCGGGAUGCCCCCUCAGCAGCCUCAACAACCCACCGCCCAGGGGAUGGCUGCUUUAGGACCCCAGGGGCAACUCAUGAACCCUGGACACAACCCCCAACCCAACGCUGCCCAGAUACAGGAGCUCUACCGGAGACAGCUCCUACGACAACAACAACAGCAACAACAGCAGCAGCAGCAGGCCCAUCCAGCCAGCUACUCUCAGCUCCGCAUGCAGCAGCAGCAGCUAGCCAUGCAGGGCCAGGGCCAGCUCCCUCCCAUGGCCCAGAUGGGUCAGUCUGGCAUGGGCAUGGACCCCACCGCCACCACCCAGAACCUCUUGCACCAGCGGAUGCUCCAACAACAACAGCAGGGUAUCCCUAACCAACAGGCCGUCCUCAAGCAGCAGACGGGGGGCUCCCCGGUCCAGCCCAGCCCCACCAUGAGUCCCCAGGCCCAGGCCCACCUGCUGGCCGGCCAGCCCCAGCCUGGAGCUCACCUCCCUGGCCAGUCCCCCAUGGCCAAUGCCCUCUCCAACCGGUCCCCUGCACCCGUACAAUCCCCGUGCCCGCCCUCGCAACAACACCCACAUUCCAGCCCUUCGCCCCAGGUUCAGCCCUCACCCCACUCGGGGUCCCCCCACCCGGGCUUGGCAGGCCCCAUGCCUGGCUCCAUGGACCAGGGACACUUGGCCACGGCGGAGCAGAGCGCUAUGCUAUCGCAGAUAAACACGCCCGCCAGAGGA